GGUGCAAACACGAGCCAACCACGUCGUUCUGCCCGCCUUGCACAAAAAUACGCAGCACAGCAAGCGCACAAGCACCAGCAGCAGCGCAAGAAGAAGAAGGGAGGGUGCGCGCGUGUGUGUGCGUGAGUUUGAGAAGUGCGCUGUUCGUUGGUGGCCUGCCGGUUGUGAGCCAAGCAAGUGCAGGUGAACGCGUGAAUUGUGCGAGGUGCAAGCGCAGCAGCUCCCUCUCCUCCCCCCCCCGCUCGUCUGAUAGCGCGAGAGAAUGGACGAGACCAGAGAGGCCCGGGACAGCCAGGCCGGCAACGAUGACGGCCGCCGCCUGGCCCACGCUCCGUCUCGGCCACACAUCUCAAAGACAGUGUCGACCCAGGAGCAGAGCGCCACCGACGCAAGCCACGGCGCAUCGCUCGCAGCGUCCAACGCAAAGAACGAGCCCUCGACAGGCGCGCUCAAGGUGGCCAGCAACGGGCCAGCCGCGCUUGCCACCAGCACGGCCUCUGCGGUGCACGCCAAGGAGUCUGCGCCGCGCCCGCAGAAGAAGGCGUCCCUGCCCGACGCCGGCUCUGUCGGCCCCUCCGCGGCCAAGAAGAUCCACAAGCCCUCGUCUGCGCCGCACCAGUUUGAUGACGCCAGUGACGACGAGGAGGAGGUCGACGAGUACAAGCGCGGCGGGUACCACCCCGUGUUCCUCGGCGACAAGUACAAGUCCAAGUACCUCGUGGUGAAGAAGCUUGGCUGGGGCCACUUCUCCACCGUGUGGCUGGUGGAGGACUCCAACUCAACCAACUUCUACGCCAUGAAGAUUGUCAAGAGCGCGUCCCACUACACGGAGGCGGCGCAGGACGAGAUUAAGCUCAUGCGCGAGGUGGCCGCCGCAGACCCGCGCGCCCGCUCCCGCCAGCGCGUCAUGCAGAUGAUUGACGACUUUCGCGUCUUCGGGCCCUUUGGCACGCACGUGGCCAUGGUGUUUGAGGUCAUGGGCCACAACCUGCUGCGCCUCAUCCGCCACUUCAACUACCGCGGGCUGCCCUCCGUCCUCACCAAGCGCAUCAUCAAGCAGACGCUGCAGGGCCUCGACUACCUCCACUCCAAGUGCUCCAUCAUCCACACGGAUAUCAAGCCAGAGAACAUCCUCAUGUGCCUCACGGAGCGGGAGAUCCACGCCAUGGGCCAGCUUGCCAAGGCCACGUACGCCGACCAGCCCCCACCGCGCUAUGCCAGCCGCCUUGGAAAGAACAAGAAGACCCGCCAAUGUGCCUCAGAGGCAGAUCGCGAGCACGUCAACCUUGACGACGUGCCCCGCAUCCGUCCUCUGCGGGAAAAGCUGUUGGACGAGGAGUUUUUCAAGACGUGCCAGGUCAAGAUUGCAGACCUCGGCAACGCCUGCUGGGUGGAUAAGCACUUUGCGGCUGUGAUCCAGACACGGCAGUACCGCAGUCUCGAAGCCAUCCUCGGCAACAACUACGACCAGAGCGCUGACAUCUGGAGCGUCGCAGCCCUGACGUUUGAGCUGGCCACUGGCGACUACCUCUUUGAUCCCCACAGCGGCCGCAACUUUGAUCGCAAUGAAGACCACAUUGCCAUGAUUAUUGAGCUUCUUGGCCCCAUCCCGCGCCAGAUUGUCUUCAACAGCCCCCAUGCACCAACAUACUUUGACCGCAACGGCAACCUGCGCCACAUCAAGCGCUUGAAGAUGUGGCCGCUGCAGGAUGUGCUGAUGCAGAAGUACAAGAUGCACAAGGACAGCGCCAAGAUGAUGACGGAGUUCCUCCUCCCCAUGCUCCGCUACGAGCCGCUGUUCCGCGCCACCGCCUCGGAGUGCGCCCGCCACGGCUGGCUCAAGAUCACCGACGAGGACAACACCGAGCUUGGGCGGUACCUGACCAAGGCGCGUGCAAAGGACCGCGAGCGCCGCCGCCGUGCUGGUGAGCUCACCGACACCCCAAACCACCACCCCCAACAGCAGCAGGACAAAGCCUCGUCAUCCAACACGAAGCAGUCCAAACAAGCCAGCGGCGGCAGCAGCAGCAGCAACAGCAACAGCAGCAGCCACGAGCCGAAAUCUGAGGCAGCGGAGAAGCCUAAGGAGACGGCGGUGCUGCCAGAGAACGAGGCGCAGCCGCUCCCACCAGCAUCUGAGGCCGCCACGCCCAGCAAGAACAAGGACGUGCAGGCAGAACCAGCCAUCAAGGGCGGCGAGUGGGCUUAGGCGGCAGGUGCAGCCCUUGAUGGGCAACACAUGCGCAGCGUCAGCUGCUUGUUGUUUUCCCUCCGCUGCUGCUUUCUCGAGCCCUUCCCUUGCCCCUCCUCUUCCUCCUCAUCUCCUUGUCUCCCUUUCCCAGUUCCCGUGACCCCACCCCACCCCCCUCUUUCCCACCUUUCCUGUUGUGGUGUUGCGCUCAUGCUAUGCGUACGCGUGUGUGUUCUGGGCGUGUGGCUGUUUGUGCCCUUGUGCGCGUUGCGGCUUCUAUUUGUGUAUUGCCAGGACUAGUCGUGUCGAUUGCUUGUUUGUCGGUUGGCAGGCACCCUCGUUUAUUUUUCGCCCCGAUGGAUUUGGGUGCUUUGCCCCGUCUGUUUGUUGUCUGGUCACUCGUUUGUAUGUUUGUGUGCUGCCCUCUAACAGCUGCGUAGCGCCGUUGCUCGUGCUUCACCACCCUUCAUUGCGUGUAGAUCGCGCCACGACGCGCAAGUUGUGACGUGGUUCAUGCGUGUGUGUCGUUUUGGAAUGCUGUGCGCCCACCCACACCCCGUAUCCUUUCCUCCAACCUGCCUUGCCUUGGCUCGACGAUUUCUCCCCCCCCCCCCCAACUUCUCGUGUUCUAUUGUCAGUUU
Salpingoeca rosetta is the source of this 2832-nucleotide messenger RNA. Its product is annotated as CMGC/SRPK protein kinase. The transcript has 9 exons. The record is from RefSeq and is a predicted model, not a curated record. NCBI's taxonomy places the organism in Eukaryota, Choanoflagellata, Craspedida, Salpingoecidae. Gene Ontology annotation, biological process: regulation of mRNA processing; protein phosphorylation; spliceosomal complex assembly. The coding region runs from base 263 to 2209 and encodes 648 amino acids. Gene Ontology annotation, molecular function: protein kinase activity; ATP binding.